GCCUUCAGUCCCGCGCCUCACGCACGCACAGCAGCACGAGCGAUCACGUGGGUGACGCAGCAGCACGGAGCGGAGACGCGCGCUGGUGUGCGGAGAAUAAAGAGCAGGUGAUCAGGAUGGUGAAAGGAGACGUGAACAAACCCAAGGGGAAGACGUCUGCGUACGCGUUCUUCGUGCAGACGUCAUCGUUAGCGAAGAGUCCCGACGUUCCCAUCAACUUCUCCGAGUUCUCCAAGAAGUGCUCCGAGCGAUGGAAGGCGCUGAGCGCUUCAGAGAAGAGCAGGUUUGAAGACAUGGCCAAAGUGGAUAAAGCUCGCUACGAGAACGAGAUGAAGAGUUACGUGCCGCCCAAAGGAGCCGGGAAGACGGGCAGGAAGAAGAAAGACCCGAACGCCCCGAAACGCCCGCCCUCUGCGUUCUUCAUCUUUUGCUCGGAGUACCGGCCGACGGUGAAGAGCGAGAACCCGAGUCUGUCCAUCGGAGAGAUUGCGAAGAAGCUGGGCGAGAUGUGGUCGAAGCAGAGCGUCGCAGACCGCGCGCCGUUCGAGCAGAAAGCCGUCAAACUGCGCGAGAAAUACGAGAAGGAUGUGGCGGCGUACCGCGCAGGGGGCGGAGCCACUAACAGGGGGCCAGGCCGACCGACGGGCUCGACUAAAAAGGCCCAGGCUGACGACGACGAUGAUGAUGAUGAAGAGGACGAGGAAGAUGAGGAUGAUGAUGAUGAUGAUGAUGAGUAGAGUGUGUUUGUGUGUGAUGCAGCAUCUCUGAUGUGGGACGGUGGAGGCUAAUUUGGGGUUUUUCUUAUGUACAUGUUUAACGACUCCAGCAAUAACACAACUGUUCUGGUUUGUGUUCGUUUUUUUUUUAGAUUGCUUUUUAUUUUUGUACACGUCCAUUAACCGAUGAUCCAAUAAAGUGUAGAGGUGCUUUUUUUAUAAUAAAGUUUUAAAGGUUUUGA
This is a messenger RNA of Cyprinus carpio (common carp), 958 nucleotides long. It is a transcript of the gene hmgb2b, whose product is annotated as high mobility group box 2b. Gene Ontology annotation, molecular function: DNA binding, bending. The record is from RefSeq and is a predicted model, not a curated record. NCBI's taxonomy places the organism in Eukaryota, Metazoa, Chordata, Actinopteri, Cypriniformes, Cyprinidae. Gene Ontology annotation, biological process: regulation of transcription by RNA polymerase II.